CGUGACCAUCCGGGCCAGGCGCACUAGCAGGGCGCAGGCGCAGAUUGUGGGCAGCGGGGUCAGUUAGCGUAAGGGGUCUUGGAGCGGUUUUGGGUCGCUUGCCUCCGCUUGAGAGUUACCGCCGUCAUGGCAAGCCAGUCGCAGGGGAUCCAGCAGUUGCUGCAGGCCGAGAAGCGGGCCGCCGAGAAGGUGGCCGAGGCCCGCAAGCGAAAAAACCGGAGGCUGAAGCAGGCCAAGGAAGAAGCUCAGGCUGAAAUUGAACAGUACCGCCUGCAGAGGGAGAAAGAGUUCAAGGCCAAAGAAGCUGCGGCACUGGGAUCUCAUGGCAGUUGCAGCAGUGAAGUGGAGAAGGAGACCCAGGAGAAGAUGACCAUCCUCCAGACCUACUUCCAUCAGAACAGAGAUGAAGUCUUGGAUAACCUCUUGGCCUUUGUCUGUGACAUCCGGCCAGAAAUCCAUGAAAACUACCGUAUAAAUGGAUAGAAGAAGAAAGAAAUGCCUGUUCCAUGAGUUGACAUUUUAGAUGCCCCCAUGCAGUGUGAAGCUUUAGCAAAGCUCAAGUUCUGUUCUUAUGAAAAGCAUUAAAUUAUUUCUGUAUAUUAUCCUAUAGUAGAUCCCUUCACUUUUUGGAGAGCAAAUCAGGCUUCUUUGUACAGAUUUAGAACUUGUCUAAAGAUUUCAUCUUUUUACCUCAUAUUUCUUAGAAAUUUAAUAGGCAUAUGUUAUAUGUUUUCCUGUGCUUUUAGCUCAGUUACCAUAUAUAUCAGUGUUGACUUUAAGUGCUAGUGUAAAAAAAAAAAACAAAAAACAAAAACGAAUUCUUUGAAGAAAGAAAGGGAUUAAAAAUUUUUCCCUAAUGCUUUCUUAAAGGUCAGGGGCUUUAUCUAUGAAAAAGUAGUAAGUAGUUAUUUGUAACCUGUGUGAAGCAGCUAGCCUGAAAAUAGCCCAUUCUUGCUAUUAGUUAGAAUAAAUAGAUACUAAUGUAAUUGUUAGGGCUGCUUUUAGUUUCUGUUACUCAAAAUUACUAGAUGAUAGAAUUCAAGAACUUGUUACAUGUUAUUACUUGGUGUACUGAUAAUCAUUUAAAAGUAAAGAGUCUUUC
Molecule: messenger RNA, 1102 nt
Organism: Nycticebus coucang (slow loris)
Lineage: Eukaryota; Metazoa; Chordata; Mammalia; Primates; Lorisidae
Gene: ATP6V1G1
Product: ATPase H+ transporting V1 subunit G1
Exons: 3
Coding region: 127-483 (118 amino acids)
Biological process (GO): proton transmembrane transport
Cellular component (GO): vacuolar proton-transporting V-type ATPase complex
Molecular function (GO): proton-transporting ATPase activity, rotational mechanism
Source: RefSeq, a predicted model, not a curated record